AUUUUGUACAUUAUAAUAACCUACAUCAGUCAAAAACCCUAGCGGCUCCAACUGAAAAACCGACAAGUAGAAAAUGGAUGCUUCGGAGGAGAUGGAAGUUGAAGAAGCGACCUCCUCUUCCGGUACGAAUAAUUUCAAAAGAUUGGGUCUUAAGAAUUCAAUACAAACCAAUUUUGGCGAUGACUACGUGUUCGAAAUCGUUUCCAAGGAUGACUGGACGUCGAUGGCGGUCUCGCUUUCGACCAAUGCUGUGAAGUUGUACUCCCCUCAUACAGGGCAGUACCUUGGGGAAUGCAAAGGUCAUUCUUCGACUAUCAACCAAAUUUCGUUCUCAGGGCCGUCGUCUCCGCAUGUUUUGUAUUCCUGCUCGUCUGAUAGCACCCUCAGAGCUUGGGAUUCCCGGUCCUUCCAGCAGGUGUCUUGCUUAAGUACUGGCCCUUCACUGGAGAUGUUCAGCUUCUCAUUUGGUGGAGCCAAUGAGAAUCUCCUUGCAGCAGCAUGCAAGUCACAGAUAUAUUUCUGGGAUUGGAGGACAAUGAAGCAGAGUGCUUGUUUAGAGGAAUGUCAUACAGAAGAUGUUACACAGGUCCACUUUGUUCCUGGCCAUCAAAGCAAGCUUAUCUCUUCUUCUGUGGAUGGAUUAAUAUGUCUUUUUGAUACCGACGGAGACAUAAACGAUGAUGACCAUUUGUUAUCGGUGCUCAAUGUGGGAACUUCAAUUGGGAAGGUGGGAUUCUUUGGCGAGGCCAAUCAGAAGCUGUGGUGCUUAACACAUAUUGAAACCUUGAGUGUUUGGGAUUGGGCUGUUUCUAGCACUGAAGCAAACUUUGAGGAUGCUCGCGCAUUGGCCUCUGAGAGCUGGAUUCUGGAUAAUGUUGACUAUUUUGUUAAUUGUCACUAUUCGAAUGAGGAAGAUCGGCUGUGGGUGAUUGGAGGCACAAAUGGUGGCACGGUCGGAUACUUCCCUGUGGAAUAUGGGAAAAGAAAGAAAAUAGGAUCUGCGGAAGCUGUUUUCCAGGGUGGUCAUACCGGGAUAGUGAGGAGUGUGUUGCCCAUGUCCACUCGACAUCAUGGUAUUUAUGGUUGGACUGGAGGUGAAGAUGGCAGGCUGUGCUGCUGGUUGUCCGGUGUAUUGGACGAGACCAACUCCUGCUCCUCUUGGGUGUCGUCUUGUUUGGUCGAAAAAUCGCCCAAGACCAGAAGGAAACACCGCCAUACUCCUUACUAAGAUUUUCCUCAAAUAUAUUUUGUCUUGCUUCGUGUCAUUUUUGUGGCCAUUACCAAGUGUGUAUUAUUAGUUGUCUUGUAAUUUUGCCCUGCCAGUGCCAGGUGAUGAAUUCUCUUUUAAUUGGAACGUUAUUAGGUGCUUCUGCAGGUGGAGCCUCGUUAACAUCAUAUAUAUAUAUAUAUAUGCCUUGGUGGGUCGAAAGAAUGAUUGGCUUCUGCACAGCCAUGGCUGCCUCUUGAAAAGUUGCAGAAAUCUUGAGGAUGCAAGAUAUACGGUAUACCCACUUUAUAUUGUUUGCAGGCUUUUAUUUUAUUUAAGUUUUUUUCAUGUUGUGUGGGAAGGUAUGUUUUAUUAUUGGAUUGAUUAUACGUUGGGCUUUCAGAAAUGGGUCUGAUUGGACUGCGCUUGAUUUGUGUAAGACCGUUACAAAUCAUAGGCAGGGUAUAUAUAUAAAUGGGCCUAGUAGUUGGUCUGUGAUUA
Andrographis paniculata is the source of this 1708-nucleotide messenger RNA. Its product is annotated as WD repeat-containing protein GTS1. Lineage: Eukaryota; Viridiplantae; Streptophyta; Magnoliopsida; Lamiales; Acanthaceae. The transcript is spliced from 8 exons. The record is from RefSeq and is a predicted model, not a curated record. Bases 74 to 1228 code for a protein of 384 amino acids. Gene Ontology annotation, molecular function: protein binding.